AUGAUAGCAGUCGUCUGCUGAACGAACGCGAGAUGACGGUAGUACAUGGCCACAACUCGCUCUUAACUGAAUCGUAUUUGUACAAAAUGUGAUGUUUGCGGACUGCCUACCGGAGAGUGACACAUCGAUGCCACUGCGGAGGUUUGUGUGGUCUGUGGAUGACAGAACCAGCAGUGUGGCUGUGGGCUCAUGACACGCUCGACGGCUGCACCUCCAGUUCUCGGGCUGUGGAAAUUAGAACAAAUCCUCAGACACUCAGAUCGUUUGACGGAAGCAGUCAACCUCCUGUGUUUGUAGAUGGACGACCCGGAAUUUUGCCGAGUCUGAAGCACGUCGCACUGAAGGAACUCAACGUAAAAGUCUCAAGCAAAAAUGUCGCUUUCAACGGUGCUUGCGAAGGCACUGUUUGACAAUGCUGCAGAAAGUCCUGAGGAGCUGGCCUUCCGGAAAGGGGACAUCCUGAUGGUGCUGGACCAGGACCAGAGCGGGGGGCCCGGCUGGUGGCUCUGUUCUCUGCAUGGGCGCCAGGGCAUCGCCCCCGCCAACCGCCUCCGCCUCCUCCAGACCGCCCCUCCCCCGGGGACUGACCCUCGGAGGACCCCCAGCGAAGACUCGGUUUACCUCUCCCCCGGCCCGCCUCUGGCCCGGGGCGUGGCCGCCACGGCGGCGGAUGCGGAAGGGGUGUACCGGUCUCCAUCCAGCCAGGGGGAGGCGCUGUACCAGAGCCCCGCAGCCGUGCCUGUGUCCCGGCAGGGGGAGCUCCGCCAGGUCGAGGGCGGACGACCGCGCUCCCGAUCCAGCUCCGGUCCCCGUCCCGAAUGGGAUCUGGGAGUUGCUGGGCGGCCCCGUUCCCCGUCCCUCCGGGGUCGAGGCACCGACGCGACCACCCUCUACCAGACCCCCACACCCCCCUCCCCCCUCAUGGCCUCACAGCAUCGCAGAACCCCUGGCGGACUGGUGGCUGUAUCUGUGUCUGUAUAUGUCAGCGACAGAGAGGCUGGAACUGGAUCAGAGAACCAGGAGGAAAACACCUACUUGGUUCCUAGAGAACCGGUACCAGUGGCAGGCCACUCUGAGGGCUCCUACCUCGUGUCUAGGGCGGCAGUGAUGCCCAGCGAGGACGUGUACCAGACCCCUACAGGAGGUGCCGAUGGUGUCGUUCCUUCCUUGGGAGCACCGGUCAGCGGCAGUCCUGCUCUGACUAACGGGGCACUUCAGGUCAAACCAGCCAAGGAGAGCCCAGGAUUGUACCAGGUUCCCACCCCUGUGGGAGCUGGGCUACACAGGACUCUCCAAAACAACGGCUCUGCUCUCGGCUCCCCCUCCCUGGCUGAGGCCUGCCAACAGCAAAAGGUGGCCCUCAAACCUCCAGGGGGGCAAGGCGUUCCCUCCACCUUGCCCGCCACCAGGCAAACCAAGCUUGGCCCUUCCCCCCACAGAGGCUCCCCUCUCCUGGCUAGGCAGGCCAGGGUGCCGGCGUCACCCAACUUUGCCCGCAAGCCUCCUCCUCCUGCUCCGCCGGUCAGGGGGGUGACCAGGAAAGACUUGCCUCAGCAAACCCCUGCCGCAUCCACCGGCAAACCCAUCAGCGGAUCCACCAAUCAGCCCACUCCCUCCAGCCCCGCCCGGGGGAGGGAUGAAAGACGACAAGACGGAUGGACAAAAGAGGAGAACUUUGGUCAGGUGGCACAGAGCAGGAAGGCGGAGGAAUUUAUCGAUCACAACGACGGUGAUCAGGUGUACGAUACUCCUCCCAGCAGCAGGUGGCAGCGCCCGGCCCAGGCAGCGGUUCUGUGUGACGAUGACAGCAUCUACAACACGCCCAGGACCCUUCCCCCGCAGGCUGACCAGGAGUCUGAGGUUUAUGACGUCCCAACCAUAACACUAAACCUGUCGUCCGACCCCCUUCAGCAGAAGCCUUGCAUUGUUACCGUGUUCGCGGAGCUCGAGGUGGACGAGGAUGUCUACAGUGUCCCCACCCUGCCCGGCCUGCCCCUCGCCCUGGGAGACGUAUCAAGCCUAUCUGUGGAAGAGAGCCACCACAGCCAGGUGUAUUCCAUCCCGGGUCCAGGAAAACGAUCUCCGAUGACGGAAGGCAACAGUGCAGGAGAUCUUGGAGACUCUUCGGAACCUGACUGUGGCAUCUAUGACGUCCCGGCUCUCACUCUGGACGUCCUGCCAUCUUCCUCGUCCUCCUCUUCCUCCACUCGUAGGCUGUCCGUGUCGAGCAACGGCUCGGGCGACAUCCAAUGGAGAGCCUCCCUAUCUAGCCUCGUCCAAUCGGUUCUCAACUCCGCCUCCUCCAUGUCCUCCAGGGACCUGGCCACCUCAUUGGCUGAGAUCCUAUCUGUCUGGAAGGCGAGCCAGUUUAGCGAUCCAACCCUGUCCCUGCAGCAGGCGUGGGCCCGCCUCUCAGACCUCCUCCCGGCUCUUUCUGCUUGUGGCCACGCCUCCCCGUCCGAGGCCUUGCUCUCGACGGUCCAGAGGGCCCUGGAGGACACCACCAUCCUGUUGCAGACGCAGAGUCGGCCCCGUCUGCCUUCCCAGGAUUCCCUGUCCCGGAGGCCUCUUCCUGCCCUCCCCGUGGGGGAUGUGAAGCCCUCUGGGAUGGGGUCCCGCAAGGGGAGCUGGAUCCAGGAGAGGCCCCUGCCCCCGACCCCCCAGCCGACCUUCCCCCUGCCCCCCGCCGUUCCCUCGGUGAUGGUGACCGUGGGGCACGACGAUGGAGACGACGACCCAGGGAACGAGUACGCUGGCAUCGGCAUGACCCCCAUCCCCGCCCCCUUACCUGUGGGCGACAGUGUGGGCUACGUCAAGCUUCAGGGAAAACCUGAACCUCCUCCAGAUGUUCUGGUUGAGAACGGGCAUUCUGUCCGUAUGACAGAACCCAGGGUGAGCCCCUCUCCUCCACUUCCUGUCUCUCUUUCGUUGGAGGACUCGGAGCUCCUGUCGUUCUACUCCUCCCAGAGUCUGGCUCACCUGUCCUGCCUGGCCGAUUCCAUCGACCUGCUGUUCAGCAGCGUGCAGGGGAACCAGCCGCCACGAGUCUUCGUUUCCCGGGGGAAGAGUCUGAUCGUGACGGCGCACAAACUUGUGUUCAUCGGAGACACACUCUCCCGCCUCCUGACGUCCCCUGAUUUAAGAACAAAGGUCACAACCUCGGGAGGGAGACUGUGCCAGGCCCUGAAGACGGUGGUCGUAGCGACCAAAGGUGCCGCCCAGAACUACCCGUCAGUCUCUGCCACGCAGGAAAUGGUGGACCGAGUGGCGGAGCUAUCCCAGCAUGCCGCUGGUUUCUCCGGCCUGCUCCAGCGUCUGGCCCAGAUCUCUUGACGCUUCUUUUCCUGUCUCUCAGAUUUGUUUACACUACACAGUGCAUUUUUCUCUUUUUUAAAUGCCUUAGUUGUUACAGUGUGUGUGUUGUCUUUAUAUUGAAUGGUUUGAAGCACAGUCCCGAGGAAGAAUUUACAAUUUUUGAGCAGAAGAAGUAGUUGCGGUGCCUCAAUUGUCGCCCACUUUGAUCGUGUGUGUGUGUGUGUUUGCACUAUUUGUUUGUGUGCGUGUCUGCGUAUGUGUCGGUUUUGCCUUCCUUCACCACUGUGCUUUGGUGCCAAGCACACUUGUCUCUUGUCUCUCUGAUAACUUAUUGAUUAUGUUAGAAACCUCUGUGACUUGUUCACAUCUUUGUGGUUCAUAUGUAUUUUGGGAGCUUUCUUCUAUUCGUCUACCAUAGUUUCUUUGCUAUUUACACAUGUUUUCCUUUUUGUAUCUAUGCAUCUCUAUUUAUUAUGUCUCUCUUUCAUGUUUUCAUGUCAUAUAGCAUGUGGGCCUCAUAUUAGGUUUUGAUUGCGUGUGUGUUGAGCGGAUAAGAGCUUUGAGCUAUGUUACUGCGUUGGUUCUGGAAAUGGAUAUGGUGUGUCUAACUUUGUUAGCUGCGGGUUAAAGAGUGGAGGGUGUGGUGUUUACAUGCUUUUGUUAGGUUGCUAAACCUAUGGUGCUUAAGUUAUCGUCUAAGUCUAUACGUUGAUCUAUUCUACAUCAGCCUUCUGCUGGCAAACACACAUUUCCCCCCGAAAAAUCAUUUUAGCAAUGGUCGUGAGAAGGGGUCACAACACUAUCACUCCCUUCAGGAAGUGUGGGGAAGCAAGUUAUAUGAGUGCUGUUGAGGUGGAGGGUGGUAGAGAGGGAUUGAAAGUGAGAGUAACUGAAGAGUGUCUGUGCAGUAGGCUGUGUUCUUUCCCACGGUCCGGUACAGAGCGGAAAACCUGUCUGCUGAGUUCAGCGUGUCCCCACCUGUCUCUCUGUUCUCUCUGUGAUUUUUUAUGACACUGCCACCCACAAGCAGUCAUUUUGGUUAUUAUCUUCAUGUUGGUUGCUUUUGGUGUUCCUGGGUCCAUUUUGUGUCUUCUUUGGUGUUUACUAAGACAGCUGUUGUUCCAGGGUUUGCGGUGUAGAGAUCUGCCAGGAAACUGAGCAUUUUCUUUUGUUUGAGGUUUAUUCCAGAGAAAACAGUCUAAGUCUGCAAAAAUGAUAUAUUUCCUCAACCACGAAAUCUUGCAUACCGUUUAGCAACAUCAGUUAUAUGAUGAUCUUUGUGGAGCAAACACAGCAGGCGACCCAUCCUCCUGUUUGUCUAACAUUUUCCACAUCAGAAUGUCAUGUUUACCCAAAGCCACAAUCUGAUCACCAGUUUGUGAUCGGUUUGUUUGAGAGGACAAAGAUGCAACUUUGCCAAAUUACAGUCGUCUGGCCGGAGUCGGAACGGAAGUGUUUUGCCUUUCAGCGCCACCUAGUGGGGUACCAGUAUUACUAGUAUUACUACACAAUGUAUGUUGGCCUUACGUAAAAGCAUCAUCCAUGAAUAAGAACCAUAAUCAUAUUUAUUGAUCGUUUAUUGCUUUCUGAUCUGCAUGGCUUUAAGUUGCGUUAUUUUAUAAAUACACAUUUAACCAGGGACGUUUUCACUCAGUGAAUUAAAAUAACUCGUGGUUCAAAAGAAAAAAACAGGAACAGUUACAAUCUAAGCUACAAUUUUCUUUUUUUCUAUCAGAAUGUAUUUUUGACAGUUUUUCAUACGUUCAUUUAUACACUACGUGGAUUUGUUGUAUGGCUCUGUGAGGUUUGUCAGUAUUGAUGACAGUAACCACAGCAUUGAAGCUGAACGCUGUUCGGAUGUUUGUUGAUUAUUACCCCUCUAAAAUGCACAAAUACAUUUUCCACUGCA
Molecule: messenger RNA, 5224 nt
Organism: Osmerus eperlanus (European smelt)
Lineage: Eukaryota; Metazoa; Chordata; Actinopteri; Osmeriformes; Osmeridae
Gene: efs
Product: embryonal Fyn-associated substrate
Exons: 8
Coding region: 373-3333 (986 amino acids)
Biological process (GO): cell migration; cell surface receptor protein tyrosine kinase signaling pathway
Cellular component (GO): cytoplasm; plasma membrane
Molecular function (GO): protein binding
Source: RefSeq, a predicted model, not a curated record